Photinus pyralis (common eastern firefly) is the source of this 3513-nucleotide messenger RNA. RefSeq lists its product as uncharacterized. The coding region runs from base 1 to 3513 and encodes 1170 amino acids. Lineage: Eukaryota; Metazoa; Arthropoda; Insecta; Coleoptera; Lampyridae. The record is from RefSeq and is a predicted model, not a curated record. The transcript has a single exon.
AUGGAAAGUUUAAAAAGAACUCGCACUGCUAUCAAAGCUACGUUAACGAAAUUUGAAACUGUCGUGAAUACUUUAACGGUCAAACAUGAGACCGAAUGUGCUCUAGGGGAAGCAGAAAUAAUACAAUUGCGGCGUAGGUUAUCCAAUGCAGAAGCACUGCUGGCUCAAUUUCAGGAUAUUCAAAUCCAAAUCGACGCCAGCAAUAAAGACGCGCAACCCGACGAAAGUCAAAUUGAUGAAUUUGAGGAAAGAUAUUACGUAAUUAUUUCAGCCGCAAAACAGCUGUUAAAUAAAUGCGCUCCUUCUAAUUCAACAAAUUCUAGUAACACAGCCAACAUCUCAAUUUCAGAGGAAGCUGCCUCAAAAAAUCGCUUCAUUAAAUUGCCCAGCAUAAAUAUACCGAAUUUUACGGGUGAACAUCAAGAAUGGUUGAAUUUUCGCGAUAUGUUUACUAGCCUGAUCCACGAUAAUUCAAAUUUAUCGGAAGUGCACAAAUUGCAUUACUUAAAAGCGUCCUUAUCUGGGAAGGCCGCAGAAAUUAUAAAAAAUUUGUCUCUAACCUCCGAUAAUUAUGAACUUGCGUGGACCGGUCUAAAUGAUCGAUACAAUAACAAUAAAAUUUUAAUUCAUCAUCAUAUAAAAGGGUUAUUUAGUAUUGAAACUAUGGGCAAGGAGUCCUCAAUCAAAUUAAGAACAUUAGUGGACAUAUUUAAACGAAAUUUAAGAUCUUUCGAGAGCCUUGUAGACCCUAUCUUCCAAAGAGAUGCCUUGCUAACCUAUCUUUUGUAUUCAAAAUUGGACUCUACUACCACGCGCGAAUAUGAAAACUUAAAUACGAAUUCCACAGUUCCGAAUCUUUCAGAUUUGAUUGGUUUCAUCGAAAGGAAGGCGUCGUUGCUUGAAACACUUGAGCAUCGUAACUCAAAACCUCCCUCGAUAUCUGAAAGACCUCAAUCUAAAUCUUUCGUCGUCAAAGAGCAACGUUGUGCGUUUUGUAGUGAAACCCAUUUCAUUUUUCAUUGCGAAAAAUUUAAGAAUCUCGCAGUUAGUGACAGAAUCGCAAAGGCGAAACAGCUUAAACUAUGCUUAAACUGUCUCUCUAGAGGUCAUGUAAAUAAUAAAUGUAAAUCAGCGUAUAAAUGCGCUACCUGUAAGUUGAGGCAUAACACUCUGUUGCACUUAAGCAAAGCGCAACCUACUCCCAAUGUGGAAGUCAGUGAUAAUAUAGAGUCAUCCCCACCUGCAAAUACAGUUGCUGCAGAAAAGGCUACCGUUGCCUCAUUACUUGUUCACCAUACCAAUGUCUUAUUGUCCACAGCGGUUGGUGACGCUCUGGAUUGCACUGGCAACCCGAGAGAGGUACGCAUGCUCUUAGAUUCGGGUAGUCAAGGGAAUUUCAUCACUGAAAAAAUGUCUAAGCGUUUGAAUUUAGACAAACAAGACAUAGAAAUCAACGUUACAGGUCUAGCUAACCGCCACUCGCUGGUCAAAGCUCAAUGCAAAGUACGCUUAUUUUCAAAACAUAACAAAUACUCCUUGGAAACCUCGUGCCUGAUAAUACCCGAAAUUACUGGUUCUGUACCUAGUCAAAACAUUGAUGUUUCUCAAUUAUGCAUUCCUGUCGGCAUAAAAUUGGCCGAUCCUUAUUUUAAUGUUCCUCAAAGCAUUGACAUUUUGCUGGGUGCUCACGUUUUUUACGAAUUAAUGUGUAUAGGACAAAUUUCGUUAGGCCCACAGAAACCGAUAUUACAAAAAACUCGCUUUGGGUGGGUUGUCGGCGGACCCAUUAACUUUCCUCAGCCCCCUGUAACAAUGCGGUGCAAUUUAGUUGCAAUCGGUGUGCAGGAACAAUUAGCUAGGUUUUGGGAAUUGGAGGAAUUACCGUCUGACAAACCGCGAUCAUUAGAAGAGAUCGAAUGUGAGUCAAACUUUGUGAAAACAACACAACGUGACCCCGAGGGAAGAUUUAUAGUAAAAAUUCCUAUGAAAGAUACCGUCUCUAAACUAGGUGACUCGUACGAAUAUGCAAAAAAAUGUUUAUACUCGCUCGAAAGGAGGCUGAAGGUCAAUGCAGACCUGCGCAUAAAAUACCAUACCUUCUUAAAGGAAUACGCGGAUCUCAAACACAUGACUCCCUCAUGCAGCACGUCAAAAAAUUCUUACUAUUUGCCUCAUCAUGGCGUACUUAAAAAUGAGAAGGUCACAACCAAAUUGAGAGUUGUCUUCAACGCCUCAGCAAAGACCACAAGUGGUCGUUCCCUUAACGAGUUACAGGCAGUAGGUCCAGUCAUACAAAGAGACCUAUUUUCCAUUGUCGUAAGUUUCAGAAUGUACAGAUAUGCCAUAUCAGCAGACAUUGAAAAAAUGUAUAGGCAGGUACUCAUUUGUCCCUCGCAAAGACACUUGCAACGCAUUUUGUGGCGAAACAAUGAUGCGGAAGAACCUUUGAGUUAUGAUUUAAAUACAGUCACCUACGGCACUGCCGCCGCUUCUUUUCUGGCCGUGCGUAGUCUGUAUCAAUUAGGCAUCGAAUGUGAAAGUACGGCACCUGAUAUAUCAAACAUAAUAAAGAGAGAUUUUUAUGUCGAUGACUUGAUGACGGGAGCCGAUACUAUGGAGCAGGCGCAAAAAAUUUGCCGCGAACUUCCAAAAAUUCUAAAUUCGGGCUGUUUCCCUUUACGAAAAUGGAUGUCAAACGAUCCGAAGGUUCUAGAAAAUAUAGAAGCAGAUUCCAUUCACCCCCAUCUAUUAGAAAUAGGCUCACAUGAGCACACAAAAACUCUAGGUUUGUCAUGGAGCUUUCAUUCUGAUCGGCUCAUCUAUUUCAUAUCUAAACCAAAUUUCGAAAAAGCAACAAAAAGGGCAAUUCUUUCCGAAACUGCUCAAAUUUAUGACCCUCUGGGCCUGGUAAGUCCAUGCACUGUAGCAGCUAAGUUAAUUUUGCAGCAAAUAUGGAUACUCAAGUUGGAUUGGGAUGACAAUAUACCAAAAAAUUUAUAUGAAAAGUGGUACACUCUGAGAUCAGAAUUAAUCCUAUUGAACGAUCUAAAAGUUCCCAGGCAAGUUACUUGCAUUAAUCCAACAAAACUAGAAAUGCAUGGCUUCUGCGACGCCAGCACGCAAGCUUAUGCCGCCUCAGUAUACAUUAGAUCUGUGGAUAUUGAUGGCCAUGUAAGCGUGCACCUUUUGUGCGCCAAAAGCAAAGUAGCGCCUUUAAAAACAAUUACUGUGCCGCGUCUAGAGCUUUGCGGAGCGCUAUUACUGACUCGCUUGACCAACACAAUUGUACAGGCUACUAGUGAAAAGGUCAAAGAAGUGUACCUUUGGACCGAUUCCACGAUUGUCUUGGGUUGGUUAAAAACUCCCCCAAACCAGUUAAAAACAUUUGUUUCGCAUCGUAUUGCCGAAAUCCAAACUUCAUCCGCAAAUUGGAAUUGGCUACACGUACCCACCGACCAAAAUCCCUCAGAUUUACUUUCAAGGGGUUGUUCGCCAUCACAACUUACAUUAUAA